AUGGAUUCCCCUGGUACCCUGAAGCCCGGUCUCGGCGAGGCGGCUCCUGGACAGCAACGCGUUUCCUCCUCCCAGUCUAGCCCGAGAAAAAGCCCACAGCGCAGCAAUUACCCACUUUCCACCGAAAACAAAGCCGGGAACGGCCCAAUUGGCGGGCGCGAGCAAGAACACGGUCCGGCAACGCCCUCGGGGACCCGCUUGGAGACCCCCGCGCCAGAUAAUGGUCCUGCUGGCAAAACGUCCAAGUCUUCCAAGCGCAGGAAAAACCGCAAUCGCAAGCGCCGCAACCGACAGCAAUCGUUCCUCACUUCUAGUGUGGAAGAAGCUGAUGACCGUCCUGGAACUGCUCAGGGGACUGGUGGAGCUAGAGAGUCGAUGGAAGGCGAUCGGCCAACCUCGAAGGAUCAUCUGCCGUUCUUCCCACUCCGCCGGAAUUUGAGCAACACCAGCCUCGAGAGCGAUGCUCUACUGGAUCAUCGCGACCAACCUAUGAUGCGUCCUCGUCGGGACAGCCGGCCAGCGACCUCAUUCCGUCCCAGUUCCCUUCUCUCUGGAGCCUUCCGGUCCAACGACGGCCAAUCCCGCAAUACCCCUAGGAGUGGUCGGGUCCAGCAGUACCAGGAAGGAGACAGCGAUGGCUCUGAUGCCAAUGACCGGACACCGCUGAUACGUGCUCCAUCGGGUCAGGCCUCUGGCCUGUCCCGCUAUGGGACAGACUCACGCUCCAGCCCGUUCUCGCGCCCGCGCCGAGCAUCCGUCCAGACAUUUUCAUCGCAAUACUCGCCAGGAGGUCACUACAGCCCACCCUAUACCCCAGAUGUGGAGCGCGACUACGAUGUCAAUAACCCGCCGUCAAUCCCAGGAACACCGAAGCUGGGUCCAGACAUGAACUAUGAUGACGCGGUGGUGACAGGGAUUGAGUUUGAUUUCUCGGUGGGACGAUCGAUCGAUACACGCAGGGAAUCGGGGAAUCGACUCAACGAUGCGGUGAUCAAUAUGGAGAAUGGAGCUCAACAACGCUCUGAACCGUCUUCGCUCCACUCCGGACAUUAUUCCCCACAAGAACUGCGACGUCGCCGUACAGUUGCGCUGCCGGUGGAGGAAGACGUCUGCUUCCCGACAGAAGACAUUUCUGAAUUGGGAGAUGAAGAGAGGAGGGUGCCAAGAGAUGAACAGGGUGAACGUCGUCGGCGCAGACGCCGGCAGUGGCCGGACCUGCCUGUGCUGGAAGAGUGGAGUCGCGAAGAGAAGGAAAUUCGCGGCGGAGAUCUGCGCGUGAAAAAGAUCAGUGAACCGAUGCUCGUUGAGGGCCGGCUGCGUCCCCAGUAUAAAACGUGGCGGCGCGAAGAGGAUGAUGCACCUUACCGGUUCACCUAUUUCAACGAAGAGCUCCAGAGCACCAUCCAUGCUCAAACUAUCUCCGAGUUGGUACAACCUGGUGGUAGUUUCCGCGAACUUUUUAUUCCUGAUCCGCCCGAGUUGGAGGAUUCGUCGAGUGAGGAGGAGCCAGACGGCGAUCAUUUUGUGAGCGAGAACCUUGGUGCUGGACACUGGGGCCAUACUACAGGUAAUGGGAGUCGAGGAUCGGGUUCUUACUUUGAUAAUCAUUCUGCGAAUAACCAUAACGGCACAACGUCCGGUGCUGUGGAUACUCGAAAUGGCCAUGAUUCUGCGUCUGGCACAAUCAACGCCCAAAGAGGGAACCAAAACCCACGUUUAUCUGUUAUCAGCGAACAACGUCCAGGAUCAACCCGUCCAGGGUCAACCCGAGAACAUUCGCCGUCUCACUCGAAUACCCAAGAAAAGCCCAAGCGGUAUGGUCCUCGGCCAACCUUUUGGCUGGACGUGCUUUCCCCGACGGAUGCCGAAAUGCGGGUGAUUGCCAAAGCGUUUGGUAUCCAUGCCCUGACAGCAGAGGAUAUCAUGAUGCAAGAGGCCCGAGAAAAAGUGGAGCUGUUCCGCAGCUACUACUUUGUCAACUACCGCACCUUUGAACAGGACCGUAACAGCGAAGACUACCUCGAGCCGGUCAACAUGUAUGUGGUGGUCUUCCGCGAAGGCGUGCUGUCAUUCCACUUCUCGCAGACGCCACAUCCGGCCAACGUGCGGCGACGAAUCCGCCAGCUUAUGGACUACCUCAUUCUCAGCUCGGACUGGAUCUCGUAUGCCCUGAUCGACGACAUUACCGAUGUCUUCGGUCCUCUCAUUCAAGCCAUCGAAGAUGAAGUCGACGAGAUCGAUGAAAAGAUCAUGCAAAUGCACUCGUCCAGCAAGGAAGGCGACAGCGUUCCCCCGACCUUUGGACCAGGAGAGAUGCUGCGGCGCACCGGCGAGUGUCGGAAGAAGGUCAUGGGACUGUAUCGGCUACUCAGCAACAAGGCGGACGUUGUUAAGGGAUUCGCGAAGCGCUGCAAUGAACAGUGGGAAGUGGCUCCCAAGUCUGAGAUUGGUCUGUAUCUGGGCGAUAUCCAGGAUCAUAUCAUGACAAUGACUGGAAACUUGACACACUAUGAGACAAUCUUGUCUCGUGCGCAUUCCAACUACUUGGCGCAAAUCAAUAUCUUGAUGAAUGAGCGCCAGGAGCAGACCGCUGAUGUCCUUGGUAAACUGACUGUCCUGGGUACUAUCGUGCUGCCAAUGAAUAUCAUUUGUGGUAUGUGGGGUAUGAACGUCAAGGUGCCUGGUCAGGACAUCGAUGACCUGUGGUGGUUCUGGUCAAUCACUGGCGGCUUACUUUUCUUCGGCCUUGCCUCGUUCCUAAUCGCCAAACGGGUCUACAAGAUUGUGUAG
This is a messenger RNA of Penicillium canariense, 2790 nucleotides long. Its product is annotated as magnesium transporter CorA family protein. Gene Ontology annotation, molecular function: magnesium ion transmembrane transporter activity. Lineage: Eukaryota; Fungi; Ascomycota; Eurotiomycetes; Eurotiales; Aspergillaceae. The record is from RefSeq and is a predicted model, not a curated record. Gene Ontology annotation, biological process: intracellular magnesium ion homeostasis; magnesium ion transmembrane transport. The coding region runs from base 1 to 2790 and encodes 929 amino acids. Gene Ontology annotation, cellular component: plasma membrane. The transcript has 4 exons.